This is a messenger RNA of Dalotia coriaria, 1479 nucleotides long. RefSeq names its product U6 snRNA-associated Sm-like protein LSm11 (gene Lsm11). Gene Ontology annotation, cellular component: U7 snRNP. NCBI's taxonomy places the organism in Eukaryota, Metazoa, Arthropoda, Insecta, Coleoptera, Staphylinidae. The coding region runs from base 34 to 894 and encodes 286 amino acids. The transcript is spliced from 4 exons. Gene Ontology annotation, biological process: mRNA 3'-end processing by stem-loop binding and cleavage. Gene Ontology annotation, molecular function: U7 snRNA binding. The record is from RefSeq and is a predicted model, not a curated record.
ACUCUAUUGUGUUUAUGUGCGGUAGCGAGUGAAAUGGAGCCUGGUCCUGGUGAUAGUGCGCCAAAAAAUAAGGAAAAAGACGAUGACAAGGAUACGGGAGCGAAGGAAACGACGACUGAAGAAAAGUUGGACUUUUAUAGUGAAAAAUUCGAUCCGUUGUUAGCGUUGAAGUGCAAGUCGGCGCGACCACCAGUUCCUGGCGCGAAAACGUUUGAUAACCUAGCAAUGUUUAAUUCACAUUUAAAGCGAAUGCAACAAGGUGGCGCUACCGCAAAUCAGCCACAGCGCGAUGUAUUUAAAAAACCCAAGCCGGGGAGUUCUAAGGAGCAACAGGUGGACCAGUUUCAGAGACGUUUCCAACCGCAUCAAAUGCCCAUAAAAUCGACGAAAACGCGUAAACCUUUGCAAACAAUCUUCACCAAAAUGGAAUCAUACAAAGAUAGUGAAGGAGUAUUUGGUGUUUUAGAAAAAGCAAGAACUCAUCAACUUCAAAUCACCGUACAAAUUCGCCACAGCCACGGAAUUCGGGGUGUAAUCUCCGCGAAAGUUACCGCAUUCGAUAAAUACUGGAACAUGACGUUGAAUAACGUUAAUGAGUACUGGAUCAGAAGAAAAAAAGCAAAAACGCCCGCGAUUGGUGAAGCCUCAAGCCAUCAAAACUUUGCGAAGUAUUUCCCUUCAUAUGAAGUGAUCGAUACCACGGAAAUUGAAAAGCACAAGACUGACUCAGAGGCUAUUCGCGUUGAGAUGCACAAGCUGGCGAAGAUGCUCACGGCGGGCGUGUACGGACGCAACAAUAAAAAUAGCGAGCUCUGCCAUAGGCGCGUUAAUGAAUUGCUCGUUAGAGGCGAACAGGUAGUGUUUAUCGCGAUCGCGCAAGGCCGCCAAUCAUAACAUUAGACUUUACACACGUUUUCUAUUCUUUGCAAUGUUGUACGCUCCAAAGACGCUUAGUGCAUUUAUACGGCAUAUAUUUAUUUAUUUGCUUAAAAAAUGUCGUCAUGUAGGAAGAAAUAUCUCGACUAUUUUUAUGAACUUAAAUGUUAAUUAAUUUUAAACAUUUUACAUAUCAAAUCAUCACCAUAUUAAUUUUUUAUUUUGGCUUGAAAUAUUUAAUCAUUUAUAUUUUUUAGGAGAUAUUCGUUUAUUUUCGUUUAAAUUCUGAUUAGUUUCUGAGACAUAUUGUAUGUUAAUUUAUUUCUGCGGUAAUAUUAUUCAUCAAGGCAAUAUUUUUUUAUUCCUACACAUGUAAUACGCUUUGGGCAAGUUUGGAGACUGAUUAAUUAAAAUUCUGCCGCGACGAGUUUGCAAAAAUGGCAGUGCCACUGUUGAAUGUGUGUUACUUGGUGAGUUUUGCGGUUUUUGUUUUUGUUGAGGAAGCGUGUCAUUGAAUAUUGCAUUAAUUUUAUUUAUAUACUAGUUUUACAACUGUUCUGUUAUAAUAAAAAUAAUAUUCUAAAUAAAAACAUUUUACACAAA